AUCUGACCUGCAUGGCCAUGGCAGAUAAGCAGCAUCUAGACUUACCAGCUGAUCGACCCUGUCUUAUUUACUACCAGGCUGUGCUGUCAGUGGGCCAGGUCUCUCUGUGAUAUCGCGAGAAAAGUCGCGAACAUAGCAACAAGACAAACCAAAAUAAAUUGUGUACAACAGUUCGGGGUGAACGAUGGCGGCGUCGCUGCUACGCCGGGACAAGAAAGCUACAGCCGCUUACUUAAAGGCAGAUCUCAAUCGGAUUGACAACAGCUCCGGGCUCCGGCAACUUCAGGAACUGCUGGAUAAUGUUCUCAAUCCGGAGAAACCGGCGGCGGACACCGAGGCCCUGGACUGGUGUAAAUAUCUCCUGGCAGGAGGUGAAGGCUUCGAGGAGUUCUGCAAAACCGUCCGCUCCUACGAUAACGCGACGCUCUGCGGCUUGGUGUGGACGGCUAAUUUUGUAGCAUAUCGCUGCCGGACCUGUGGCAUCUCGCCCUGCAUGUCACUCUGUGCCGAGUGCUUCAACAACGGCGACCACACGGGCCAUGAUUUUAACAUGUUUCGGAGUCAGGCUGGCGGGGCCUGCGACUGUGGAGACAGUAAUGUCAUGCGACAAAGUGGGUUUUGCAGAAGGCAUAGGUUAAGAACCGGGGAGAAUGUUCCCUCUGUCCCUAGAGAUCUUCUGCUCAUGUCUGAGAUGGUUCUUCCUCGUUUUAUCGUCAGCAUAAUCCAGUACCUGAGAGAGGGCUACACAGAGUCAGAAUCUGCCACAGACAGAGAUCUGCAGAAGGUCCUUCAACAACUGGAGCCUCAGAUUUCUUUCCUAGAAGACCUCACUAAAAUGGGCGGCGCCAUGCGCACAGUUCUCACUAAAAUUUUAACCAAUCAACAAACCUUUAAAGAGCUUAGCAUGGGCCAAGAGGAGAAUGUGUAUGCCAAGCGGAACUAUGAGAAAUACCUGUCGGCACUCAAGAACUCGGGGCUGGUAUCUGUGGAAGAUAAGGGGUCAACUGGGGCAGGGGCAGCAGACUCUUCAGGUUUGACUGGAACUGGAGCGCUUGGCUUGCUGGGAGCCACAGCAGCAGCCAGCCCAAAUGAGGAAAUUAAAGAGGAGGAUCAGGAUGGUGGGCAGAGUGUAGGUCAGAGAAAGAGAGUAAAGCUGAGUAGCAGUACCAAAGAUCCAUCUAUAAUGGACAUUCUAAAACAUAAAUGCUUUUUAGAGGAGUUAUUGUUUUGGACUGUUAAAUAUGAGUUUCCACAGAAGAUGGUUACUUUUUUGCUCAACAUGUUGCCAGAUCAAGACUAUAAGAUCACUUUCACUAAAACGUUUGUACAGCACUAUGCCUUUAUCAUGAAGACUCUGAUGAAGAGUCAUGAAUCAGACACGAUGUCCAACCGAAUAGUUCAUAUCAGCGUGCAGCUGUUCAGUAAUGAGGAGUUAGCACGUCACGUGACUGAGGAGUGCCAGCUACUGGACAUCAUGGUUACUGUGCUGCUUUAUAUGAUGGAGAGCUGCCUUAUUAAGAGUGAGCUGCAAGAUGAAGAGAACAAUCGGCAUGUGGUGGUGAACUGUGGCGAAGCUUUGCUGAAGAACAACACCUAUUGGCCUUUAGUUAGCGACUUUAUUAAUAUUCUCUCUCACCAAAGUGUAGCCAAGCGAUUCUUAGAGGAUCACUCACUUCUCAUGCUUUGGAUGAGCUUCGUCUCCUUUUUUCAAGGAAUGAAUCUAAACAAGAGGGAGCUGAAUGAGCACGUGGAGUUUGAAUCUCAGACAUACUACGCGGCUUUCGCUGCUGAGCUAGAGGCCUGCGCUCAGCCUAUGUGGGGGCUUCUCACACACUGCAAAGUCAAAGAAACACAGGAGUACACCAAAACAGUGGCACGCUACUGCCUGGAGACUUUGCAGAUAUGGUUUGAUGCCAUUGGGUUUGUUGAUGAGCCUGCUCCCAAUCAAAUAACGUUUCAUCUGCCAUUGCACCGCUAUUAUGCAAUGUUUCUUAGUAAGGCUGUGAAGUGUCAGGGGUUAGACUUGGACAGUCUCCUCCCUGAUCAGGAAAUGCUGAUGAAAAUUAUGGUGCAUCCUCUUCAGAUACAGGCAUGCCUGUCUGAGAUUCACAGCAACAUGUGGGUGAGGAAUGGAUUGCAGAUUAAAGGGCAGGCUAUGACAUACGUCCAGUCUCACUUCUGCAACUCUAUGAUUGACCCAGACAUCUUUCUGUUGCAGGUGUGUGCAUCACGGCUAGAUCCAGACUACUUCAUUUCUUCAGUGUUUGAGAGGUUCAAAGUAGUGGACUUGUUGACGAUGGCAUCGCAGCACCAGAAUGCAGUGCUGGACGCAGAGCAGGAAAGACCCAUGUUGGAGGGCGCACUCACGUUCCUCGUCAUAUUGUGUAGCCUCCGUGUUCACCUAGGUAUGACUGAUGAUGAAAUAUUGAGAGCAGAAAUGGUGUCACAGUUAUGUAUGAAUGACCGCACGCACAGCUCUCUUCUUGACCUUAUCCCAGAGAACCCAAACCCAAAGAGUGGGAUAGUGCCUGGCAGUUGUAGCUUUGAGGAGAUGCUGUCUGCUGUGGCUGAUUUUAAAGCCCCAGUGUCUGAGCCUGGUGGUUCCAUGCAGCAGGGCAUGUACACGCCCAAAGCGGAGGUGUGGGAAAAGGAGUUUGACCCAAUCAUGGUGGUCCUGCGCACAGUUUACCGACGAGACGUCCAGUCAGCGAUGGACAGAUACUCAGCAUUUUUAAAGCAGUCUGGUGUUCACACCGGUAACCCCUGGCCUCCGUAUAAGGAGAGGACGCCCCUGCAUCCAUGCUAUAGAGGACUAGUGCGUCUGCUACACUGCAAGACUCUACAUAUCGUCAUCUUUACCCUGCUGUACAAGAUAUGGAUGGACCAUCAGAACAUGUCUGAGCAUGUCCUGUGUAUGGUGCUGUAUCUAGUUGAGCUGGGUUUGGACAACCAUGCACAAGAGGACAAGGGGGACGAAGAGCCAUGUAUUGAGGAGCAUUGCCAUGACAGCUGGUUCCCUGGCACCAGCCUGCUCUCCAAUCUGCACCACGUCAUUAACUUUGUUCGAGUGCGAGUGCCUGAGACUGCUCCGGAGGUGGAGAGAAAAAGGGAACGGGAGAGAGAGAGGGAGAGGCAGAGAGAGCCGCCGCCCAGCACCAGUACUGACACCUCAACCUUUGGACAGAGCUCCAGAAGGCUAUCAGGGAAUUGGAGAGAGAACUUGCGUGAGGCUCAGUUGUUCAGCCUGGUGGCCGAGCGCAGAAGGAAGUUCCAGGAAAUUAUAAACCGCAGCAACCACGAGGCUAGUCAAGCCGUACGGCCAAAGUCUUCUUCGCGCUGGCUUCCCCCAGGCUCUCCUCCUCAGAUGGUCACUGAGAUUCUAGAGAUAAGGGAGAGCAUGCUGUCCCUGCUGGUCAAGCUGCACCAGAAACUGUCCGCCAAGCAGAACUCUCUGACCCCGAACUGGCUGGAGGAGGCCGAGCCUUCACACCUUGCACAUGGAGACGGCAUCACUGCCAUCGAGAGAAUUCUGGCUAAAGCAGCCUCACGUAGCAGACAUAGCAAGAGAUGCCUGCAGGAGAUCUGUGGAAAAGUGUGUCCACCUGUGCCUCCUAAAAAGAACAGUCCAGGAGACAAGAAGAGCAUGGAUAAAGAGGAGAGGCGGCAGAGAGCCAGGGAGAGACAGCAGAAGCUCCUGGCUGAAUUUGCCUCCAGGCAAAAAAGCUUCAUGGAGACAGCCAUGGAUGUUGAAUGUCCUGAAGUAGAAGCUGUGAUGGAUGUGAGCUCAGCCGAGCCUCUUGAUUCUGAGAUCCUCUAUGAGUGUGUAAUAUGUGGCCAGAGUGGCCCCUCUACUGAAGACAGACCUACAGGACUGGUGGUGCUGCUACAGGCAUCCUCAGUGUUGGGGCAUCGUUGCUGCAGCGAGCAGGCAAAGCAGCUUCCUACGAGCGAUGAAGAGCGGAUCUUCCCUGAAGACACGUGCGGCGCGGUUAAUGAUGUGAGACUAGCACUUAUGCAACGGUACUUUAAAGAGAGUUCCUGUUUGCAGUCAGUUUCUAUUGGCUGGGAUGGCGGUGUUUCUGUACAAACCUGUGGUCACACUCUGCAUAUAGACUGCCACAAGUCCUACAUGGAGUCUUUACGGAAUGACCAGGUUUUGCAGGGUUUCUCUGUGGAUAAAGGCGAGUUCACAUGCCCGCUUUGUCGCCAGUUUGCUAACAGCGUCUUGCCCUGCAAGCCAGGGCGGGGUACGGAGGUGGGCACCUGGCACACACCGAGCAACAAGAACUUGGCCACACUAGUGAAAGAGGUGGAGGAGCUGCAGGACCAGUUGACCAUCUUUCCCGUAAGCACCAGUACGGAGUCCAACCUGACUAAAGAGAUGGAGUCUGUAAUUAAAGACAUAAAGAAUGCCACACAGAAGAAGUACAUGGACUAUGGCAAGAAUCCUGGUUCACCUGAUAAUGACUUUCUCUUCAUGUACUCAGUGGCCAGAACAAAUCUGGAGUUGGAGUUGGUUCAUCGUGGUGGGAACCUGUGCAGUGGGGGGGCAAGUGCUGCAGCCAAAAGGUCCUGUCUCAAUCAGUUGUUCCAUGUAUUAGCCAUGCAUAUGCGUCUGUACAGCAUCGAUUCUGCUUAUAAUCCCUGGACUCGACUAACACAGAUCACCCAGCACAGAGAGUUAGAAUAUGAGGAUGAUCAUCCCGAGGUUCCAAUGCUGUUCAGAGAUGUCCCGUCCCUACUCGUUAUCUUUGUGCUCACUAUGCCUCAGCCACUCCGCAAAGAACACUUCACGUCAAUUGUGAAGGUUCUGUACACGCUGCUGUAUACUCAGGCCCUGGCUGCGCUGUCUAUUAAACUCAGCCCAGAGGAAAGACUGGCUUGGAGCAACAGUGGAGCAGCCAAGAAGAACUUGCCAAACUCUGAGAAAUCAUGGGAGGCCCUCCUCAGUCAUGUGAUCAGUGAGCUCACCAAGGCCAAUGGGGUCUAUGAGAAAAACCCUAAUGAGACCAUGUUGAGUUCAAGUGUAUGGUCUCCUCAAUCCAUAGAGUUUGCGUUGCAGCAAUUCUGUUUGCCCUUCAUGCGUCUGUCCUGUCUUCUUCAACAUCACCUCUAUGGGGACAAUCUGCCUGGCUGCCUGGUAGAGGAGGAGUUCACAUUGCUGGCAGGCAGUUUGGGUUUGUUGUCUGCUUCGUUUCAGCCCAGCACCUCCAUGAACAGUGCAGUGUGCCUAGAAUCGAACAUCAACGCCUUUGAGCUCAUCUCUCAGUGGUGCUCUGAGCUCAUCAGCCUGGCAGACACGCCUUCACGGCAGACUAUGUCUCUGGUGGCGCAGAACCCUCACUGGUCCGCUCCCCGUCUGCUGCAGCUGCCCGACAACUACAACACUAUCUUUCAGUACUACCACAGGAAGUCCUGCACUGUGUGUAAUAAGACACCCAAGGACCCAGCUCUGUGCCUCGUGUGUGGUGCGUUUGUCUGUCUCAAGGGCCUCUGCUGCAAACAGCAGGGUGUCUGCGAGUGUGUGCUGCACUCUCAGCACUGUGGUGCCGCAACAGGGAUCUUCCUCCUAAUAAAUGCCUCUGUGAUCAUCAUCAUCCGUGGUCAUCGCUUCUGUCUGUGGGGGUCCGUUUAUCUGGAUGCUCACGGAGAGGAAGACCGAGACCUUCGUCGUGGCAAGCCUCUAUUCCUGUGCGAGGAGCGAUACCGUGUGCUGGAGCAGCAGUGGGUGUCGCACACCUUUGACCACAUUAACAAGCGCUGGGGUCCCCACUAUAACGGACUUUAACACACAAACCCCAAACUGCAGGGAGCCAGAUCACAGUGGGCAUCAGUGCCAGCCUCUCUAUCUUUUUUGAUAUAUGCUAUCAUGUAAUAUAUAUAUAUAUAAAAACAAUGCUGUGAGUGAAUUGCUGCUACAGCCUUGGUUAUGUGAAGUUUAGUGUACAAUCAUGCCUAAUGACUAACAGCGUGUGUGGGUUAUUUUUUUUUUUAUGAUUUUUGGUGGAUUUGAAAAGGGGAAGAGAUUUUAUCUUUGUUUUUGGGACUGUCUCACAGUGAAAGCACAAAUUGACCUAAUCCUGAGUCCAUUUAUCGUGUGCUGUUUGGUCACAAAUUUCAGAAAACCCACAGAAGUUUAGUGCAUUGGAGAGCAAAACACCACAGUGGGCUGUCGUGUCCGAACCAUAUAGAAAAUCCGGACAAGUCCGAAGCCAACUGUAGAAGUAGACUUCCCACGCCAUUAUGGAAAAAUUAGGCAUUUGGUUUCCCUUAACCGCUCACUAAACAGACGUAACAAACUGGCAUCAGACAUCAGUUAUCAACCAUCAUUGUAAUCCCAUUACUAAUGCAACGAAUUAUUCAGUGGCAUCCUCCAUUCUCAGAACUCAGGCCUUUAAUUGUUCAUGUGGAAUAAGUGUUGUUUAAGUGAAGCUGCUUGUUCCACUGAAAUAACCACUGAACGGUAGAACAAGAAUUUCUUACCCAUCAAGGCCUAGUUGCAUCCAUCCUCAGGAAUUUUUUUUUUCUGUAGUUAAAGAACUUUUAAUAUGUAAAUGAAUGUUGCUAUUUGAUGUUGGUAGUUAAUUAUAUUAUUGUAAAAAUGAUUUUAGGCUCUGGCAGAAGGCACUGUGGUGAUGGCAGUCAGCUGGAUUUCAGCAGUUUGCUGUGACCUUGCCAAUCACUUCUUUUCUCAUCAAACUGGUUAAAUCACAGUACUACUGGCUAAAUGAUAGAGCAAACGUUUCCCUAUCAAAUUUGUCCGCAUUUCGUAUACCAAUCUUAUUGGCAGUCAUGCCAUGUUUCACAGAGGCUUUCAAAUUUUCUGUACCCAUCCCAAAAGAUCUAGUUCUUUCAUUGUCUCUUCCCAUGGUAGUUUUCAAACAGUGUUUGGUUCUGUCCAGUGUCCACAGUGCAUUCACAGUUUGUAGUUAAGAUGUGUUUAAAAAAAUGCACUUUGUCCUUAAUGGUCUUUAAUGAGUGUAUUGUAUUAUUAUUUUUCGCAACAUCUGCAAUGAUGUUCUUGUACAAGCAUUUUCAUGUACCAUAGUCCAACAUUUUUCUGCUCUGUUUAGAGCUCAAAACAAAAAAAUAUUUCCGAGGAGCAAGAGCAUUUGUAACAAAAUCAGAUUUUGUAACAGAUUAAAAUAACAUACUUGUGUCAUAUUAAGCACAAAGUAAACAGUUGUGAAUUUAGAUUUGCUUUAAAAAAAAAAAAAAAAGGUUAUUAAUAUUUCUUCAAAAGGUGGCGGUUUCUUUUCCAGUGGCCAAGAUUAAAAUCGGGCCCCACAAAGUCAACAGCAAGGACUUCAAAAUAUAGUUGCAUCUUUUGCAUAGGUAUUCUACUUUUUAUAUUAAUGUCUUGCCCCCUUCAUAUGUUCUUGUGUAAUACAUAUGAGAAAUUAUUUCUUAAUAUUUAUUAUAAGAUGUUUUUGUAUGGAAUUUGUAAAAACUAUUCACCUAUGAGUUUUAGUUUCUUUACAUUGUUUAAAAAUGUUCCAUUGGUAUGUAUUUGUCACUCUUGUGAGCUUUCUCACACAUGCUGACAACAGGCAAAAAUGAGUGAUUUUCACACAUGAUUCAGAUAGCGAUCUGUUCCCGGCUUUGAAACAUGAUUGAGGAUUUCAGUGUGUGUGUUUUUUCCCCCCUUCUACACAAUUUGCAACAUCCCAUUUCUCUGUCCAUUUUAUUAUGAAGGAGCCAACAAUGAACACCAAAAAGCAUGUUUUGGUUUUGUUCUUCAUCACCAUAUUAGGUAUUGAUUCUCAAUGCUGCACUUACACAAUGCUGGAGGGAAAAGCCAGGCACUUUAAUUCUCAGUUCCUGUCCUUCUCUUGUCUUGAAAUCUUGCAUGCUGCUGUUUUUCCUUCUCUUUUUGUUUUUCAGCCCAAAUAUUGUAUAAUUGGACAAAGGAAUUUUUUUUUUUUUUUUUUUUUUUGCAGAGUUCUGGGUAUAUAUUGAAAUGCAAAGCUGCAAUGUUGUUCUGUGUGUGUGGUGUGAGGUGAGUGACUGAGGCAGAAUUACAGUACAUUACUGUAGGUGCUGAUUCCAACUUUCAGAUUGCUAAUCAGAAAGGGUGGCAGACAUUUAAUGCAAAAUGUAACAUAUGUGAAUAAAAUAUAACAAUACUCUGA
Messenger RNA from Silurus meridionalis, 8132 nucleotides. RefSeq names its product ubiquitin protein ligase E3 component n-recognin 3 (gene ubr3). The transcript has 40 exons. Lineage: Eukaryota; Metazoa; Chordata; Actinopteri; Siluriformes; Siluridae. Gene Ontology annotation, biological process: protein ubiquitination; ubiquitin-dependent protein catabolic process via the N-end rule pathway. The coding region runs from base 185 to 5788 and encodes 1867 amino acids. Gene Ontology annotation, cellular component: cytoplasm; ubiquitin ligase complex. Gene Ontology annotation, molecular function: zinc ion binding; ubiquitin protein ligase activity. The record is from RefSeq and is a predicted model, not a curated record.